CGAAAUAGAUUUAUUGUUAAAAUAAUUUAACGCACUUUAUUUUAAUAGGUGUCUUAUUAAUAUUUAUAAUUAUUGUUUGAGGUUUAAGUGCCAGAUAAAAAGCUUUUUCGGUUAAGUACUUAUUAUUAUUAUUAUGCCUUUUUAAACAUUUGCACAGGUAUAAAAUCUCGUUGUUAGCAAAAAUGUUAACCGUAUUAAAAUGGCGUCUGUGUUUUCAACUUCUGCUACUUGUUGGUUGGUGGUGUGUGUGGCUUUGAGCGGUGUCAAUGCAGCAACCAAGCCUGAAGAUGCUAAAAAUAUCUAUGUUGAUAUGAUCAAAAGUUUUGAUCCAUUACCAGUGUCCACUGAGUAUCUUGAAGGCACGGUUGCUAUGGAGAAAAUAGAAAAUCCCAUCGGUAGCGUCAACGGUUUAUCGAACAUCAAUGGCUUGUCGUUGGCAACGACCGAAACUGAUGAACAGUUGCAAGUUACAGGAACUUUUACAUCUACUAUCAGAGUUGUUGUGGCAAUGAAAGCAGAUCAUAACGAAACCUAUCGAGUUCCUUGCAUCUACAAGUCAUACAACAUGAAUGCCAACAUUGCCAUGUCCAUGGUAGUUGAUUCGCAAAAUGAGAAGGCUCAGCUGUCGGAGCUAACUCUACAAUCGGUGACAGCGCUGGACGACAAUGACCAACUGCGUUGCGAUUGUGGAAUGGACUAUAUUCCGGAAGUAUUCGCUACUGAUGCUUUCACAGGUUACGUUAAACAUGUGAUUGACGACCAGUUAGAGAAUGCUAUCAGGAGGCAAAGUGCAUAAAUAAAUAAAUAAAUAAAUAAAUAAAUGGAAUAUUCAUUAACACAGAUUGUGUAUUAUUAGUAGAAAUUGUAGAAAAGUUUAUAAUUCAAUAAAACAACUAUUUGCAGCAA
Dalotia coriaria is the source of this 906-nucleotide messenger RNA. RefSeq lists its product as uncharacterized. Lineage: Eukaryota; Metazoa; Arthropoda; Insecta; Coleoptera; Staphylinidae. The transcript has 3 exons. Bases 200 to 796 code for a protein of 198 amino acids. The record is from RefSeq and is a predicted model, not a curated record.